Molecule: messenger RNA, 2142 nt
Organism: Emiliania huxleyi CCMP1516
Lineage: Eukaryota; Haptophyta; Isochrysidales; Noelaerhabdaceae
Exons: 12
Coding region: 1-2142 (713 amino acids)
Source: RefSeq, a predicted model, not a curated record
AUGAUCCGCGUCGCCCCGUCGGCAGCGGAUGGCCAUCGCAGUGCGCGCGUGGCGCACCAGUUCUUCAAUUGCGCCCAAGAGAUGCCAGAGGGCGAAGCGACGUUCGCUACCCUCGAAGCGUUGGGAAGGCCAACGCAGGACUGCUGGUUCCACCGCAUUCCCCAACGGGACUUGGAUCCCGCUGUCGCGGCCGGCGACACCAACAUCUCCAUCCUCGCUGUCGUGACCGGCGGGGCCUGCGGCGAAUCAACGGCCCUCGGGUUCACGGCUGGCCCUGCUGUCCGCGAUUACUUUGUGCAGGGUAAGGCCGACACGACGGCCGACCAGUGGCAUCUUAUCCACCCGUACUUUCAAUCCCAGGGCACUCCUAUUGCUGCGAUCGCAUUCCACAUGGGCGGCGCCGAGCACAGUGACAGCGGUUUUAUCAUCGCCGGCCCGCGGCAUCAGAGCACCCCGCUUGCGCCGCCGCCAUCAACAGCGCAGCGGCUAGAGUCCAGCGUGGCAUCAGACAACCAGCAGACAGCAGCGAGAGGCAGGCAACAGCGAGGUUUCAACUUUUGUGACGGCGCACCCCUGACUGGCGGCGAGCGGCUGGAGCUGUGCUACUUCCCCGCGGCGUUGGGCAUCCGCUCUUUCGCAGGAGGCGACGGCGAGACCGAGCCAAUCGACCCUUGCUUCGAAGCCAACUUUGCUCGGGACCCCCACCUCUCCCUCCCGCGCGGCGGACGCGCCGACUUCCGCGGGCGCGACGGCCAGUACUACUGCUUCCUCUCGGCGCCGCGCCUUGCCAUCAACAUCAAGACGGAGGACGCCACCUUCCGCCUUCACAACCUCCACGACAAGGGCGGCACGCUGGUGCACUUUGUGGCACGCGUCGGUGGGCGGAAGAACAAGCUCUGCCUCGCCUCCUUUUGGGCUAGCGAGUUCAACGAAUACAACACGGGCUUCAACAUGAUCAACGGCUCCUGCGGCGGCGGCCACUUCUUCCUCGGCACCGGCAACUCCAAGAAGUGCGAGGAGAUUCUCAUCGAAGUCCGCUUCUCGAGCGCCGAGUUCACCGUCGGCGACUGGGCCUCUGUCGUGCGCGGCAACUGGGCCUUUGCGUCGACUGAGCCGCGCCACGGCCGCGUCGACGAGUACCCCGCUUCGGGGACCUUUCGGACCUCAGCGAUGGCAGAAGGCGCCGCGGCGUGCGCGCCCCACCGGACCUCGGCGCGGCGUUCUGAGCUGCGCUGCCGCUCCACAGGCGCCAUCGAAGGCGAGGCAGCCAUGUACGAGGUGGCGGCGCCGCACACCACCACGUUUCGCUUCUCUCGCUUCGAGGCCGCCGAGGCGACCGAGGGACAGCCCGGAUUGCUCGCGGCGGACGCCGCCGCCGCGUCGUCGGACGGCGCGAUUGAGGCGUCGCACCUCGCGAGCCGGCGGCGGCUGUCCGAGUACUACCAGCCACUCAAUCCUGGGUGCGACGGUUUCGAUUGCUAUUACGUCAACUGCAUUCUCUCAGAGCAAGAGCAACAGGCGAACGCCCUCUCCGGUGCCUCCACCCACAGCCCCAAUUUAUGGGUGGGGCAGCGCAAACACGACUGCGCACAACAUGCAUGCGGAAACACCGAGAAUAGCCCAACACACGACUGGCACCCAGACUGCACAUCUCCGACCCGCGCGUGUGGCUUUUACCUCGGGUGGGGCGGCAUCGAGUACUGCAGCAAGUUCGACAAGGACCACCCCUGCAUCUUCUACGCGUAUGGCGACUGGACGGGCUUUUACGCAGCUGGAGGGCCAGACGGACAAUUUACGACUCAGGGCUGGAUACAUUGCUCCUCGAGGCUUGCGGGGCUGAUCAUCCAACUCAUGCCGAAAGACGGCAAUCACUAUUUUGCAAGCUCAGAGCUCGAUGGUCCACUCGGAGGGGAGUAUCGAAUAGUCGGCAACUGGGCGAGAGGUGACUGCCAGUCCGAGCUAGCCUACUGUCCGGACGGCAGUGAGGUCAAUAGCGACGGCCUGCUCGACGAGGUGACGAGGCCAACAGACUGGCCGAUGUGCUGGAAGAAGUGCUACAACGUCGGCACAGGCGAUCCUCUCCAAGAUCCUGGCCUUUGGCACCCGGGAAGUGAUUGCGACCCCAUUUGCCGAUGGCCGUAA